Messenger RNA from Phycomyces blakesleeanus NRRL 1555(-), 273 nucleotides. RefSeq lists its product as hypothetical. Gene Ontology annotation, biological process: mitochondrial respiratory chain complex IV assembly. The transcript is spliced from 3 exons. Gene Ontology annotation, cellular component: mitochondrial inner membrane; mitochondrion. Lineage: Eukaryota; Fungi; Mucoromycota; Mucoromycetes; Mucorales; Phycomycetaceae. The coding region runs from base 1 to 273 and encodes 90 amino acids. The record is from RefSeq and is a predicted model, not a curated record.
AUGGGUGGCCCAAGAUUAGAAGUUAUAAAGUUUGGUGUCUAUGUCUUUUUCCCAGUCGGUGUUAUGCUGUACUUUGGUGGUCCUGGCUUUUAUGACCAAUAUGUAAAGGGUAUCAAGUUCUGGCCCGAUUACAACACAACAUAUAAACCCCCUACCACUUCUGAAGAAAUCAAAGCAUCACUGGAAAAAAUGAAAGCAGAACGUGAGGAACGCUGGAGACAAAACAUGCGUGCCAAACAAGCUCUGAAAGAUCAAGCAGAGAGCCAACAAUAA